AUGGUUGUGAUUUACAAUCUGUUAAAAGAUCACACUGUCAAAGAAAUUAGUUUCGCCGAUUGGAAUUCACCACCAAUUGAUGAGCAUGUUGAUAACGAUGAAGUCAACCAUCCUUCUGUAAAUGAAGUUGAUGAGGAUGGUAGAGAGAUCAAUAAGAUUUUUGAACCUAGGGUUGAGCACCAAGUCAAGAUUGUGUAUGUGAAGGAAACUUUAGAGUUUAUGAACGAGGUGCUCUUUGGCCCUCGGUUGGAGAUGGUUUUUGGUCACAGGGCUGUGUUUGGCUUAUGGCCCUCUAGCCCCUUGGUUGGAGAUGGCCUCGCCGGAUCAAAUGAGACAGAUAAACUGGCCUUGCUUGAAUUCAAGGCCAGGAUAACCAGUGACCCCUUUGGUAUCAUGACUUCAUGGAACGAAACCAUCCACUUUUGCCAUUGGUACGGUGUUACAUGUGGUCACCGCCACAAGAGGAUCACAAUGUUGAAGUUGCGGUCCUUGAAACUUGGAGGCUCUAUAUCACCACAUGUUGGAAAUUUGAGCUUCCUCAGAGUGUUUAGUCUCAUAAACAACAGCUUCCGCCAUCAAAUUCCUCCAGAAAUUGGCCGCAUGCGCAGGCUGCAACGUUUGGUAUUGCAAAAUAAUUCAUUGAGUGGAGAAAUUCCCGCUAAUUUAUCAGGUUGCUCAAAACUCAACCGGAUAUAUGUUGGCUUCAAUUCGUUAGAAGGUAGUAUCCCUAAGGAGCUUGGCACCUUGUCAAAGCUAAAAGAAUUUGUUAUUGACUUCAACAACUUUAGAGGAAGAAUCCCCUUCUCUUUUGCCAAUUUGUCAUCUCUUGAAGUGAUUGCUACACUUUUUAAUAAUUUUGGUGGCAGUAUUCCAGAUAUCUUUGGUCGACUGACCAAUCUUUAUUUUCUUGGAUUGGAUGAAAAUGAAUUUUCUGGUAUGUUCCCUUCCUCAGUUUUCAAUCUCUCUUCUCUCGAAACCUUUGCUGCCGUAGAAAACAAACUUCAUGGCACUUUUCCUUCAAACUUAGGCAUUGCCUAUCCAAGACUGCAAACCUUUGCCAUUGGUUUGAAUCAAUUCAGUGGAACUAUUCCCGUUUCAAUAUCUAAUGCCUCUAAUCUAUUUGAGCUAGGACUCGGAUCUAAUCAAUUGCAUGGAGAAGUUCCCUCUUUGAAAAAUUUACACAAGCUCGGGAGGUUUAAUCUUGCUUAUAACCAUCUUGUAAGCGGGGGAAUUGGUGAUGACUUGAGCUUUCUCUGCGAUCUGACUAAUGCCACCCUUUUACAAUCUUUGUAUAUCCAUUCAAACAAAUUUCGUGGUACGUUGCCUCAAUGCAUAGCCAACCUAUCUUCUUCUCUUGUAUCUUUUUCUAUAGCCGAGAAUGAUAUAUUUGGCACUAUCCCAAAUGGGAUGGAAAAUCUGCAUAACCUGGAAAGCCUAAUGAUAUUUAGCAACCAGUUUGCAGGUCCCAUCCCCCCCAAAAUAGGAAAGCUCCCCAAAUUAUAUCAAGUUGGUAUGGCCAUGAACUCUCUCUCUGGGAAUGUUCCAUCCUCUUUCGGAAAUUUAAGUCGAUUAACUAAUCUAUAUCUAGAGGAUAACAACCUUCAAGGCAGCAUCCCUUCAAGUUUGGCCGAGUGUCACAACUUGGAGAUCUUAUCUCUUAGCAGAAACAAUUUAAGUGGUACCAUAUCUCCUGAAGUCAUUGGUGGUCUGUCUUCUUCGUAUAUUUUUGUGGAUUUAUCUCGAAAUCAUUUUACUGGCUUUGUUCCCAAGGAAGUCGGACAUUUGAUAAAUCUAGAGCAUUUUGAUGUUUCCGGAAACAUGUUAUCUGGUGAGAUUCCAGCAAGUCUUGGAAGUUGCAAAAUCAUACAAUAUCUUGACAUGCAAGAAAACUUCUUCCAAGGGACAAUUCCAUCAGAUAUGAGUUCACUAAGAGGUAUUGAAUUCUUAUCUCUCGCUCGCAACAACUUGUCAGGCACAAUUCCAAAAUUCUUGGAGCAAUUUACAUUUCUACAAUCUUUGAAUUUGUCUUAUAACAAUUUAGAGGGAGUCAUACCAACUAAAGGAGUUUUUCAGAAUGCAACUGCCACAUCAGUCCAAGGGAAUACAAAGCUCUGUGGGGGCAUACCAGAGUUUAAAUUGCCAAAAUGCAAAUUUCGACAUUCCAGCAAGAGAGGGUUGAGCCUAACCUUGAAACUGAUAAUCUCUCUCCUUUGUGGGCUUUCUGGAGUCACUUUUUCAUUGGCGUUUUUGUACGUUUGUUGCUUUCAGAGGGUAAAGAAGGAGCAUCCUUCAAGUGAUUCUGAAAUUUUUCCAAAGAUGUCUUACCAAAGUCUUCUUAAAGCUACUGACGGAUUCUCUUCUGCCAACUUGAUUGGUACAGGAAGUUUUGGGUCAGUUUACAAAGGAUUACUUGAUCAAGGGGAAACAAUCAUUGCCAUCAAGGUACUCAACCUUUUUGCUCAUGGGGCUUCCAAAAGUUUUACAGCCGAGUGUGAGGCCUUGAAAAAUAUUAGACACCGCAACCUUGUGAAGGUACUUUCUACAUGCUCAGGAUCUGACUAUCGUGGUUGUGAUUUUAAGGCUUUAAUUUAUGAGUACAUGGUGAAUGGGAGCUUAGAUGAAUGGUUGCAUCCAACUCAGACAAGUAUUGAGACGAAUGAGAGGCCACAGAGCUUAACUUUUUCUCAGAGGUUGAACAUUGCUAUGGAUGUUGCAAUGGCAUUGGAUUAUCUCCAUCAUCAGUGUCACGUGCCAAUAGUUCAUUGUGACCUUAAACCCAGCAAUGUUCUUCUCAAUGAUGAUAUGAUUGGACAUGUAGGUGACUUUGGGUUGGCGAGAUUCCUUCCAAAAACUCCUGAAGAUGGUUUUGGUAAUCAAUCAAGCUCCAUCGAAGUAAAAGGAACAAUCGGGUAUACUCCUCCAGAGUAUGGUAUGGGACAUGAAGUGUGGACACAAGGUGACGUGUACAGUUACGGCAUCCUCUUGCUGGAAAUGUUUACUGGAAAGAGGCCAACCAGUGACUUGUUUCAAGGAACUUCAAAUCUCCACAACUUUGUCAAGGCAGCUCUGCCUAAGCACGUGGUAGAGAUUGUGGAUCCUGUUCUUGUUCAGGAAAAAGAGGAAGGGGAGACGAGCGCAGACCAAUGUUUUACUAAGGCUAGCACAAAGAUCCACAUCAAAUUUGAAGAAGGCUUGAUUUCAAUUUUGGAAAUCGGCCUUGCCUGCUCUGCAGAGUUGCCUAGAGAAAGAUUGGACAUCACUGAUGCUGUGGCUGAGAUGUGUCGGAUCAGAAACAAACUUCGAUCCGAUAAAAUGUUGGAUUAG
Messenger RNA from Malus domestica (apple), 3324 nucleotides. RefSeq names its product probable LRR receptor-like serine/threonine-protein kinase At3g47570. Lineage: Eukaryota; Viridiplantae; Streptophyta; Magnoliopsida; Rosales; Rosaceae. Gene Ontology annotation, molecular function: ATP binding; protein binding; protein kinase activity. The record is from RefSeq and is a predicted model, not a curated record. Gene Ontology annotation, biological process: protein phosphorylation.